AAUGGUUUGAAACUAGAAGAAAAAACGAUGUUGAGAAUUUGCAUUCUGGUACACAUGUUUAUUUUCCUGAUACCUUGCGACGCAAUGUAUAUAACUAGUUCUUGCAAGGAGAUUUCAAACUGGAAAAUAAAACAACAACUUGGAUAUAAUCCACGAGAAUCGGACAUGUCCUUCCACAUUAUUCCACAGUUUAAAAAGAUGCAGCGGAGCUCCAUCAGUGACAAAUCACACGAGCAAUUUACCAGACUGUUUGGCAACAGCACGUGCCCUUCCGAGUUGAACACCAGUGCGUUUUCCGUGAUGUUCCGGUCCAGCUGUCCAUGGUACAUCGAACUCUCCGUGGAUAAGACAAGAAUCCCCGUAACAAUGGCGAAAGCACGAUGCAGGUGUAAGGACUGUCAGACGAAGACCCGCCCACAUCCGGACUUCUCCUGUGCAGCAGUGAAGACUUACCGGAGAGUGUUGAGGGAAAUUCCGAAUCAAUGUGACAAUGAAGGUUUUAAGAUGUACACCUCGGAUGUUGAAGAAGUGCCCGUAGCAUGCACUUGUGUGGCAACAAGAACACGGAUUUAAUUUUUAAAAAUUUUGAAAGAGGCUUAGACCAUGCUUCGACAGAUCAACUAUAGCUAAAUAAUAAUAAUAAUUUUUUUUUAACGUUUUUUUGUUGUUGUAAAUCUUUUAAAACUUUACUGAAUACAAAUUCUUUAUAUAUCCGUAAAUCGUAACUUCAUUGGCGUGAUAAUGUUUUGCUACAUUAUUUAAUAAAACAUGAGAUAAUGAAUUUUUUU
Messenger RNA from Magallana angulata, 788 nucleotides. Its product is annotated as interleukin 17-like protein. The transcript is spliced from 2 exons. Gene Ontology annotation, cellular component: extracellular region. NCBI's taxonomy places the organism in Eukaryota, Metazoa, Mollusca, Bivalvia, Ostreida, Ostreidae. The record is from RefSeq and is a predicted model, not a curated record. Gene Ontology annotation, molecular function: cytokine activity. The coding region runs from base 28 to 573 and encodes 181 amino acids.